AUGCUAACCCGCCCCUCUCCGCCGGUGCCGGUGCCGGUGCUGCUGUUGUUGUUGCUGCCGCCGCCCGGUGCGGAGCCGUGGAGCCCGGAGGUGGCGAUCCGCUGUCCGCUGUGCUCGGAGGAGCGGAGGGGCGGCUGUAAGGUGCCGGUGGGCUGCGAGGAGCUGGUGCGGGAGUCGGGCUGCGGCUGCUGCGCCACCUGCGCCCUGUCCCGGGGCAGCGCCUGUGGGGUCUACACCUCGCGCUGCGGCUCCGGACUGCGCUGCUUCCCCCGGACCGGAGCCCACAAACCCCUCCACUCCCUCAUCCACGGCCACGGGGUCUGUAUGGAGCCCUCGGACAUCCAACAGGUCAGAGUGACCCUACCCAGGCCAGAGAACGAAGAUUACUGGGAGCCGGAGCUCACAGAGAGCAGCCACAUCCGCUGUCACACCCACGACAAGAAGUGCAUUGCCAGGUACUGGGCGAGGAUCCGGGAAAAAUCCCACAGCAGCAGCCGCUCCAAGAACAUCAGCCCCAGCCUGAGCCGGGACGAGCCACAGAUAAUGGGUCCAUGUUAUGGAGAGCUGCAGAGAGCGGUGGAGAGGUUUGCUAUGUCACAGGGUCAAUCACCAGAGGAUCUGUACAACAUUCCCAUCCCCAACUGCGACAGGAAAGGAUAUUUUCACUCCAAACAGUGCCACCCCUCAAUGCACGGGCAGCGUGGCAAGUGUUGGUGCGUGGACCCCAAGACGGGCAUGAAGAUGGCGAGUCGUGCGGAGGUGACAGGCGAGGUUGAUUGCCAGCGGGCGCUGGCGGAACAGACGAGCGAGUGAGAGCGGGGGAGUUGGGGAGCGACGUCUCCAGGGAGACACACCCAGGACUCUCCCAAGGACUGCACGUUCCCUUUGGUGCUGUUGAUACUGAGAAGGAAGCGCUCACACUCACUGCCUCGGUCUAGCUGUGAACUGCUGUAUCCGUACCAGCCAGGACCGACCAUCUGCCCUCACCCCAGCCAACACUGUGUGCUGCCCAGCUGCUCCCAAACCAUCCUCCGCUCCUCUCUGAAAUACCCUCUGCUUACAGAGUCCUUCCGCAACACAACACACUCUAGAGGUCUGUUUUUUGCUCACCGUUUUUUGCUUGUUGCUGCGUGAGGGCCCGUCUCGUAUUGACGCACCAGCAACGAGACCCUGACCCCAAUUACCCCCUCCCCUUUCCCCCAUCCCACCCAUUCCCCUCCCCGUUCCCACCGCGCUCUCACUAUCUCGGGCCAGGCCGUGCGCGCAAAAGACGGAGUCUUGUCUUGUGACUGUGCCCAAGGGUAGGAAUCGUUACUCUCGGAGAUUCGGAAGCGGAAUGGAAAUGGUUGACCAGACCAGUGCAGACUGGUCGCCUCUGGGCCAUUCUCUCUCUCCAUUAGCCUCGUUCGUACCUGGCUCCCCACCCCCACCCCCUUUCACGACGCUGCACCUCUCAGUUUAGCACUCGGAUGAUUUGGAGGUGCUCAGGCUGUGAUACAUCGAAAGCUCCUUCCCCCACACCCCUGCCUCCACCCACACACACUCCCCACGAGUUGAGCAGGAAGAUUCCCUUUUCCUCAGUAACCGGUGGCUGUUUCUCUGAUGUUUAAACCAUCUACUCCCACCAGCUCCUCUCACACACACACACACACAUGCACACUCAUGCUCUCAUCACCUUCCCUGCACAUAAUAUACACCCAUGUGUAUCCCCACCACAUAUGUCACCCAGGUGUCAGUCUUGCUCAGUUCAUGUCACCCUCACCUCUCGAGUAAGAAAGUUUUGGGUUCAAGCCCCCACGUGUAUUUUGUAGGUGAACACGGCAGCUAAUUUUGCACACAGCGACGUCCGACAGACAGCCAUGAAGCAAACGAUCAUUUUUUAAACUUGGGGGAUGUUGGCCUUCUGUUUUUCCAAUACCACCUUGAGCGAGAUCUGUAAUGUCCACCUGUCCAGGUAGAUGGCACACGUCCUCGGUUUGGGGGGAUGGGUGGGGGGGUUGCAGGGCUGGUGUCCUGUGUGUGUGUGUGUGUGUGAGGGCUUGGCUGGUGUACUCUGUCUCGGUGGAUGCACAUCUUCAAACAGAAGAGAAACGACACAGGCCAGUGUAACGCUCAUCCCUGAAACGAUACCUUCAUGACUGCGAUAAUCUCACAAUCUCAAAAGUAUUUUGUACCUUUUUUUCCUUUUUACGGUCUAUUUUACGGUCUGUUGUGAAGCUUUGCUCCAGCUUUUAGUCCAGUCGCCCUGUGUGGCCAAACUUGCCUUUCAAAUGUUGUUGCUUUUUUUUUCCUGGUGCAAAUUCAGUGUUUGGAUGAGGAUGCACGGAGUGAGGAUUAAGGCUAUAUUGAGUGACAGUGGAUGGAAAGAGGAUACACUGACUGAGGUUAUAUGGAGUGACAGAGUGCAGAAUGACGGUGUACUUCCAUGAGAAGGUGGGAGAGAGAGGGAGAGAAUUGCAGUGGGGGGGAGAGAGAAGGGGGUGGAGAGAGAGACAGGGAUGGAGACAUGGGACACAGGUGGAGAAAGGGAUGUGAAGAGAUAGAGAGGGAGGUGGAGAGAGUGUGAAUGAUGGGAGUGACAGUAUAUGAUAGGAAUGAGGGUGCACAGAGUUAGAUGCCACAGAGUGAGAGUGUAUGGAGUGAGUGAUGGGAGUGGAACCACAUUAAAUAGGUGGAGAUGCAGGAACAUGACAGGUAUUUUGAAGUGUUUAUUGUAAAAAAAAAAUUUUUUUUUUUUUGCUUGAACAUUAAUACAGAAACCUUAAUUCUGUGCUUUUUGGGACAUCUGUUUCCAUUUUUUCUGUUUUUUUUAAAAUAUAAUUUUGUAACUUUCUUUGCAAGUAUGUGAGUCUUUGGUCAAAUGAUAGAUUAAAUCUAACUGUCUCCAUUUCCCUAA
This is a messenger RNA of Callorhinchus milii (elephant shark), 2896 nucleotides long. Its product is annotated as insulin-like growth factor-binding protein 4. Gene Ontology annotation, cellular component: extracellular region. The record is from RefSeq and is a predicted model, not a curated record. Gene Ontology annotation, biological process: regulation of insulin-like growth factor receptor signaling pathway. The transcript is spliced from 4 exons. NCBI's taxonomy places the organism in Eukaryota, Metazoa, Chordata, Chondrichthyes, Chimaeriformes, Callorhinchidae. Gene Ontology annotation, molecular function: insulin-like growth factor I binding; insulin-like growth factor II binding. The coding region runs from base 1 to 813 and encodes 270 amino acids.